Molecule: messenger RNA, 1074 nt
Organism: Otolemur garnettii (small-eared galago)
Lineage: Eukaryota; Metazoa; Chordata; Mammalia; Primates; Galagidae
Gene: ERG28
Product: ergosterol biosynthesis 28 homolog
Exons: 5
Coding region: 435-857 (140 amino acids)
Cellular component (GO): membrane; endoplasmic reticulum
Molecular function (GO): protein-macromolecule adaptor activity
Source: RefSeq, a predicted model, not a curated record
CGGAAGAAUGUCGUCACCGCCGCGCAGCGCGGGAGUCGAGAUCUGCCCUUGGCAGAAAGGAGUCUUCUUUUUUCCGCUCUUUUUUUCCUCCGCCCCUAAAAGGUUGACUCAGACCGAGAGUUCUGCCACGCUGAACCGGAGGGUUUGCUGCGUGAGCAGCGUGCUGUAGGAGAGGAUUAGUUAGCAGCAACUGCUGAUUGGCAGUAAAGGGGUUCACUCCCUAUCUCCUGCUUUAGCAAAACUGGAACAGCCAAUCAGAGCGAGGACUGACGGCAGUGACCCAAUCCUGGAGCUGGGCUGAGGGCAGGGGCGGGGACAAAUGGUUCAGGUGGAUUCCGAGCUAGAACUGCCCUGGGGAGCUCGUUUGCUGCUGCUAUUGCUGUACUGGGAGUCCGGUGGCCAGGCAAAAAGCCCUCUCAGGUUUAAGGGGAGUCAUGAGCCGUUUCCUGAAUGUGUUAAGAAGCUGGCUGGUUAUGGUGUCCAUCAUAGCCAUGGGGAACACACUACAGAGCUUCCGAGACCACACCUUUCUUUAUGAAAAGCUCUACACUGGCAAGCCAAACCUCGUGAAUGGCCUCCAAGCUCGGACCUUUGGGAUCUGGACACUGCUCUCAUCAGUGAUUCGCUGCCUCUGUGCCAUUGACAUUCACAACAAGACGCUCUACCACAUCACACUCUGGACCUUCCUCCUCGCCCUGGGGCACUUCCUCUCAGAGUUGUUUGUAUACGGAACUGCAGCUCCCACGGUGGGCGUCCUGGCACCCCUGAUGGUGGCAAGUCUCUCCAUCCUGGGUAUGCUAGUUGGGCUCCGUUACCUAGAAGCAGAACCAGUAUCCAGACAGAAAAAGAGAAACUGAGGCCGCAUUCCACCUCCAAGACUUCAUCGUCUUCCAUCUCUGCCGUCUUCUUCCAUCCUCAUCUCUGCUCUUUUAAUUUCUUCUUUUCCGUUCCAUUAGCAGUCCCUUUAUUCACUUUUAGCCUCUUAAGUUUUUUCUAUAUUUUUAAAAUUUUAAGAUAUGACAUGCAUACAGAAAAGUAUAUAACAUGAAUGUACAAUAUAAAGAAUAAUUUUAA